Mugil cephalus (flathead mullet) is the source of this 2596-nucleotide messenger RNA. It is a transcript of the gene lbx1b, whose product is annotated as ladybird homeobox 1b. Lineage: Eukaryota; Metazoa; Chordata; Actinopteri; Mugiliformes; Mugilidae. The coding region runs from base 1264 to 2079 and encodes 271 amino acids. Gene Ontology annotation, molecular function: DNA-binding transcription factor activity, RNA polymerase II-specific; DNA binding. Gene Ontology annotation, biological process: regulation of DNA-templated transcription. The record is from RefSeq and is a predicted model, not a curated record. The transcript has 2 exons.
CCGUACAGUUUUAUUUUAACCGUAAACAAAUAACCACCUUAUUUGAAAUUCGUUAAGAUGGUAAAUUAGUAUACAAUAAUGUUACAUUUCCAUCUCAGAAAUAAAACAGUAAUAUAUAUUUUAAGAUUGAUUGAAACUGGCAUUUUAUGAAACGAAAAACCUAAUUUUUCAUUUUUGAAAUUAAUCUAAUAAUAUAUAUAUGUUUAAGUAUAAGUAGAGCACGUUUUUCCGCGCAGUCUAUGCAAAUACUUCAUCGUCGAUGCGUCAGUCCAGCUCCAAAACAAAGCCAUCUCGUCAAACCUGCGGGAUGCGGGGAGAUUUGAGAGGAAAUGAAAUAUUUCUCGGAUGAUAUAGAAGGAGCCCUUUCGUCUGAGUUAUGGCCCAGGUUUGGCGUUGCUGAGAGGGAUGCAUGCUGCUCCUUCUCUCCCGCCCCAGAGGAGGUAUCAUCAGAGCUGAUAUAUGACCCCAGCUCUACAUUACCUUUACAAAUCAAAGGAUCAUCCACGCUUUGGGUCGAGGAAAACAUCCUUCUGACUAUAGUUGCGGCAUCUAAAGUAACCAGAGGCGCCUUGUCUUUUUGAAACCAUCCGGAUAAUCCAAAUACUAUACUUUUAAAGACUAGAAACUGCUGCUGAGCUGAAGUUUUACGCGUAAAUACGCUUGAAUUGACUACAGAUUGUGAUUUCUCUCAGCCUAGCUCUCUCUUUCUUUCUCCCUCCCUCUCUCUCUCUUUCUCUCUCUCUUUCUCUCUCUCUGCUUCCCCUCAUUUACCCCACAUACCUAUUCUGGUAUCUCACCACACGACUAAAUUAGACCAAAGAUGAUAAGAGCACAAAGCAUUAUAAUUCCGCCGGGCUCCUCCUCCUUCCAGCCAUGCGUCCUAAUUAAUGGGACACCCCCAGUCGCAAAAAGCCCCGCACUGGACUGCAACAUAGUCAAAGAGUGAAAGGGAAGAGGGCGAAAGUGCCACUGGAGAUAAUUGAUUACCUACCAAUCAAUGAUAACUUGUUAGUAAUCGUCAACUCUUUGGACCUCGCCAUUUUCAGGGAGGCAUCUCACUCCUGCGGACUUGCUGCUCCCGAGGAUCGACUCUUCGAACGCACCACAUUUUGGAAUAAGAUCUUCUUUUCCUCCCUCUCCCCUCCUUUUAAUCCUUAUUUUUUUCCCAACCUCCAAACUGUUAUGUGACUUUUCCUCCCUCGGCAGCCUGGUUUCUAAGCGCUGAAUAUUUCAACCGACUACCACAAACUCUGCGUACAACCAAUGAUGACAUCCAAAGAAGUGGCCAAAUGUGAAGCAGUGGAAAACAGGAGGCGAAGCCCGCUGGACCACUUGCCGCCUCCUGCCAACUCCAACAAGCCGCUGACUCCUUUCAGUAUCGAGGACAUCUUGAAUAAGCCGUCUGUGAAACGAAGUUACACGAUUUGCGGAACGGCUCAUCUAAUUUCGUCCACCGAGAAGCACCGCCCGUCCAGCAUCCCUCUGUCCAGCCGGGCUCUCCUCACCCAAACCUCCCCGCUCUGCGCGCUGGAGGAGCUGGCCAGCAAGACCUUCAAGGGACUGGAAGUCAGCGUUUUACAGGCCGCGGAAGGACGAGACGGGAUGACUUUGUUCGGUCAGAGAACCACCCCGAAGAAGCGUCGAAAGUCUCGGACGGCGUUCACCAAUCAUCAAAUCUACGAGCUGGAGAAGCGCUUCCUCUACCAGAAGUACCUGUCCCCUGCAGACCGGGACCAGAUCGCUCAGCAGCUCGGCCUGACGAACGCGCAGGUCAUCACGUGGUUUCAGAACCGGAGGGCCAAGCUAAAACGGGACCUGGAGGAGAUGAAGGCCGAUGUGGAGUCGGCCAAGGCCAUCGGCCAGGUCCCACUGGACAAGCUCGCCAAGCUGGCGGACCUGGAGAAAUGUGCCAAUGGCACGCUGGGCCACCCGCGAGGCGAGUCCCCCGCGCGGGGAGGCCAGCAGGAGCACGAGCUCGCUCAGAAACUGCGGACGUCGCCGCUGUCUCCUUUCUCAGACCACACAACUAGUAAGGAGUGCUCGGAGGACGAGGACGUGGAGAUUGAUGUGGAUGACUGAUGGCGCGGCCAUGGGGCUGGAAGGUCAAGAAACACACAAAGACUAUUUAAAAAACUACCGAGGACUUGUAACUUACUGAUUAUAUUGUAUACCAUAUCCCAGAACAUGUACCAAAAUGUAAUGACUUUUAUAUCGGCACAGAUAGACCUAUUCAUAGUGAAGCAUGAACACUGAACACGAAAUAUGCAGUGGUAUUUUACUAUGUAUUCAUUAGCGAACUCUUACUUCUUCCGAUCAAAGCAAUAUGGUCUAAAAUACACGACUUAUUAUUUUUUACAGUAUACGCUAACACACACACACCCAAACACACACAUACUUACAGAUACACCUGUUCUAUUGCUUUUCCCAUACGGCCUCUCCUCACACACCACAAUGGAAGUGCUCCAGUUUUCCAUAUUCUUUGCAUGUAAAUGCAUGAUUUGAUUUGUUAUCAUUAUCUAUUUAUUUUUACUUUAUUAUUUUUUUUUCUUUUGUAUUUUUAUUUAAUUGCUUUUGUAUUUUCUGUGAGCCAUUUUGU